Messenger RNA from Zalophus californianus (California sea lion), 3013 nucleotides. It is a transcript of the gene ALDH1L2, whose product is annotated as aldehyde dehydrogenase 1 family member L2. The record is from RefSeq and is a predicted model, not a curated record. Gene Ontology annotation, cellular component: cytoplasm. NCBI's taxonomy places the organism in Eukaryota, Metazoa, Chordata, Mammalia, Carnivora, Otariidae. Gene Ontology annotation, biological process: biosynthetic process; one-carbon metabolic process; 10-formyltetrahydrofolate catabolic process. Gene Ontology annotation, molecular function: aldehyde dehydrogenase (NAD+) activity; formyltetrahydrofolate dehydrogenase activity.
GACCCAGCUAGCAGCGAUUUCUGCCGCCCGGCGGUCUCAGGCUGCAGGCCGCGCCCAGGCUGAGCCCCCGCUGUCGCGCAGCCCGCCCGAGCGCUCCCUUCCAGCAUGCUGUGGAGGGGCAGCCAGGCGCUCCGGCGCUUCUCCACCGGCCAGGUUAAUUUCAAAAACAAGCUGAAGUUGGCCCUUAUUGGUCAGAGCCUCUUUGGACAGGAAGUCUACAGCCAGCUCUGCAAAGAGGGCCACCGAGUUGUAGGCGUGUUCACAGUGCCAGACAAGGAUGGAAAAGCUGACCCGCUGGCUCUAGCUGCAGAGAAAGACGGGACCCCUGUGUUCAAGUUCCCCAGAUGGAGAGUCAAGGGCAAGACCAUAAAGGAGGUGGCAGAGGCCUACGAAUCUGUGGGAGCUGAGCUAAACGUGCUUCCCUUCUGCACACAGUUUAUCCCCAUGGAUAUAAUUGACAGCCCAAAGCACGGCUCCAUCAUAUAUCACCCCUCGCUCCUUCCAAGUCACAGAGGAGCCUCUGCCAUCAACUGGACUCUAAUUAUGGGAGAUAAGAAAGCUGGGUUUUCUGUUUUCUGGGCUGAUGAUGGUUUAGACACAGGACCCAUCCUUCUUCAGAGGUCAUGUGAUGUCGAACCCAAUGAUACAGUGGAUGCACUUUAUAAUCGGUUUCUCUUUCCUGAAGGAAUCAAGGCCAUGGUGGAAGCUGUCCAACUCAUAGCUGAUGGUAAAGCUCCUCGGAUUCCCCAGCCAGAAGAAGGGGCAACAUAUGAAGGUAUCCAGAAAAAGAAAAAUGCUGAGAUUCCUUGGGAUCAGUCGGCCGAAGUUUUACAUAACUGGAUCCGAGGUCAUGAUAAAGUCCCCGGAGCUUGGACAGAGAUAAAUGGACAGAUGGUCACGUUCUAUGGCUCAUCAUUACUGAAAAAGUCUGUGCCUCCUGGAGAGCCACUGGAAAUUAAAGGUGCCAAGAAGCCUGGUCUUGUUACCAAAAAUGGACUUGUUCUUUUUGGUAAUGAUGGAAAAGCACUGAUGGUGAGAAAUCUGCAGUUUGAAGAUGGAAGAAUGAUCCCUGCUUCUCAGUACUUUUCAGCCGGGGAGACGUCGGUGGUAGAACUUACAGCCGAAGAGGUGAAGGUGGCAGGGACCAUCAAGGUCAUCUGGGCUGGAAUUUUAAGCAAUGUCCCUGUUAUUGAAGACUCAACAGACUUCUUUAAAUCUGGAGCCAGCUCAAUGGAUGUUGUCAGGCUGGUUGAAGAGAUCAGACAGAAGUGUGGUGGGCUUCAGCUACAGAAUGAAGAUGUCUACAUGGCCACCAAGUUUGAAGACUUCAUCCAAAGAAUUGUGAGGAAACUGAGAGGAGAAGAUCAAGAAGCAGAGCUAGUCGUGGAUUAUGUUUCGAAGGAGGUCAAUGAAAUGACAGUGAAAAUGCCAUAUCAGUGUUUCAUAAAUGGACAGUUCACAGAUGCUGACGAUGGAAAGACCUAUGAAACUAUCAACCCAACAGACGGAUCUACAAUAUGCAAAGUAUCCUAUGCUUCUUUGGUGGAUGUUGAUAAAGCAGUAGCUGCAGCAAAAGAUGCCUUUGAAAAAGGUGAAUGGGGAAGAAUGAAUGCAAGAGAAAGAGGAAGAUUGAUGUACAGACUUGCAGACCUACUGGAAGAGAACCAAGAAGAGUUGGCAACUAUUGAAGCCCUUGAUUCAGGUGCUGUCUACACCCUAGCUCUGAAGACUCACAUCGGAAUGUCUGUGCAAACAUUCAGAUACUUUGCUGGCUGGUGUGACAAAAUUCAGGGUUCUACCAUUCCCAUCAACCAGGCCCGUCCAAAUCGCAAUCUGACCUUCACCAAGAAGGAGCCACUUGGUGUCUGCGCCAUUAUCAUCCCCUGGAAUUACCCGCUGAUGAUGCUGGCAUGGAAGAGCGCUGCGUGCUUGGCGGCGGGCAAUACCCUAGUGCUCAAGCCAGCGCAGGUCACACCCUUGACUGCUUUGAAGUUUGCUGAGCUCUCUGUGAAAGCAGGCUUUCCGAAGGGGGUCAUCAACAUCAUUCCAGGCUCAGGUGGCCUAGCAGGGCAACGCCUUUCUGAACAUCCUGAUAUCCGCAAACUUGGUUUCACCGGGUCCACUGCUAUUGGCAAACAGAUCAUGAAGAGCUGUGCUGUGAGCAACUUGAAGAAAGUUUCCCUUGAACUUGGUGGCAAAUCCCCACUUAUAAUAUUCAAUGACUGUGAGCUUGACAAGGCCGUGAGAAUGGGCAUGGGGGCAGUAUUUUUCAACAAAGGAGAGAAUUGCAUUGCAGCCGGACGGUUGUUUGUGGAAGAAUCCAUCCACGAUGAAUUUGUGACGAGAGUGGUGGAAGAAAUUAAAAAGAUGAAAAUUGGUGAUCCACUUGACAGAUCUACUGAUCACGGGCCCCAAAAUCAUCAGGCCCAUCUGGAAAAGCUUCUGCAGUACUGUGAAGCUGGAGUUAAAGAGGGGGCCACCUUGGUGUAUGGGGGAAGACAAGUGCACAGGCCAGGCUUUUUUAUGGAACCAACUGUUUUCACAGAUGUGGAAGACCACAUGUAUCUUGCCAAAGAGGAAUCAUUUGGGCCUAUUAUGGUCAUUUCUAAAUUCCAAAAUGGGGACAUCGAUGGAGUGUUGCAGCGAGCAAAUAAUACAGAGUACGGUCUGGCCUCGGGGGUUUUUACAAGAGACAUAAGUAAAGCCAUGUAUGUGAGCGAAAAACUAGAAGCAGGAACUGUGUUUGUUAACACGUACAACAAGACAGAUGUGGCAGCCCCUUUCGGGGGAGUGAAACAGUCUGGCUUUGGGAAAGACUUAGGGGAGGAAGCUUUAAACGAGUACCUUAAAACCAAGACAGUGACGCUGGAAUACUAGAGCGGGGCCAUCAUCGGGAACCCUCAGCAGACGACACCGCUCCUGAUCCCUCAACACACUUCAGAAGCCUGGGUGUGCUGAGGGAAAAGGUACCAGCCACGAGCCAAAAAACGCACACAUGGACCAUAAACAGAGU